This is a messenger RNA of Phycomyces blakesleeanus NRRL 1555(-), 384 nucleotides long. RefSeq lists its product as hypothetical. Bases 1 to 384 code for a protein of 127 amino acids. The record is from RefSeq and is a predicted model, not a curated record. The transcript is spliced from 2 exons. Lineage: Eukaryota; Fungi; Mucoromycota; Mucoromycetes; Mucorales; Phycomycetaceae.
AUGCAUUUUAACACAUUGACCGGCCUUGUCCUGACUUUCGUUAGUCUUUGUUCUGCAACCCACUUUAUCGAACCAGGACGUUUCACAGUCUGGGAGACAGGAUCGACAGUAGAAAUCAAGCUUGCCAAGGGUUAUGCAAGCACUGGAAGUGUUCACUUGUCAAACAACGGUGGAUUUCUGCCCAAGAACCUGGGGUACGUUGUUAAAGACACUGCUUUUGAAGGACAUACGGUUUACAAGUUCAAAGUAUGGGAUGAGCUACCAGAGGAUAAGACCUAUCAGUUGAGUUUCAACCCAGGCACAGAAAGUGGAAAUGCCACAAACGCCAUCUCGCCGCUCUUUACAAUCAAGAAACCUUGUGGCAAAGGAAAGCGAGAUAUUUAA